Lachnellula hyalina is the source of this 1629-nucleotide messenger RNA. It is a transcript of the gene PDI, whose product is annotated as Protein disulfide-isomerase. Lineage: Eukaryota; Fungi; Ascomycota; Leotiomycetes; Helotiales; Lachnaceae. Gene Ontology annotation, molecular function: protein disulfide isomerase activity. The transcript has 3 exons. Gene Ontology annotation, biological process: protein folding; response to endoplasmic reticulum stress. Gene Ontology annotation, cellular component: endoplasmic reticulum. The record is from RefSeq and is a predicted model, not a curated record. The coding region runs from base 1 to 1629 and encodes 542 amino acids.
AUGCGGACAUUCAAGACUCUCGCCUUUGGCGCUGCCCUUGCUGCCGUCGCCUCAGCUUCAGACGUCGAAAUCCUCACCAAGAAUUCCUUCCCCGAUUUUGUCGCAGACAAUGACUUGGUUCUAGCAGAAUCCAUGGUGGUGAGUUUGCCCCCAAGCCACCUGUUCAGUUACAGAUUACUAAUAUUCAAUAGCGGACACUGCAAAGCUCUUGCCCCCGAGUACGAGGAAGCCGCCACCACAUUAAAGGAGAAAAACAUCAAGCUCGCGAAGAUUGAUUGCACAGAAGAGGCCGACCUCUGCCAGAGCUAUGGUGUUGAAGGUUACCCAACCUUGAAGGUCUUCCGUGGCCCAGAGAACAUAACCCCAUACGCAGGUCAAAGAAAAGCACCAGCGAUUGUCUCGUACAUGACUAAGCAAUCCCUCCCUGCCGUUUCUGUCCUAUCCAAGGACACCCUGGAAGACUUCAAGACACAAGAUAAGGUUGUUUUGGUUGCAUACUUCGAGCCUACCGACAAGGAGUCAAAUAAGACAUUUUCUGAGGUUGCCGAGAAGCUCCGUGACAAUUAUCUCUUCGGUGCUAGCAGCGACGCUGCGUUGGCCAAGUCCGAGGAAGUCACCUUCCCAUCAGUCGUUCUCUACAAGUCAUUUGAUGAGGGCAAGAGCAUUUUCACCAAGACUUUCGACGCAGAAGCUAUCGAGCAAUUCGCCAAGACUGCCUCCAUCCCCUUGAUUGGCGAGGUUGGCCCUGAGACUUACGCUGGAUACAUGGCCACUGGCAUCCCAUUGGCUUAUAUUUUCGCCGAAACCGAGGAGGAGCGUAGUACCCUCUCUGCUCUCCUGAAGACCGUUGCUGAGAAGCACCGUGGAGCCAUCAGCUUUGCUACCAUCGAUGCUAAGUCGUUCGGUGCUCACGCUGGCAACUUGAACCUCAAGGCCGAUAAAUUCCCCGCCUUCGCCAUCCAAGACACCGUUAGCAACAAGAAGUACCCGUACGAUCAGGAGGCUGAGAUCACCGAGGCAGCAAUUGCUAAGUUCGUAGACCAAUAUGCUGCCGGCAAGAUCGAGCCAAGCAUCAAGUCUGAGCCAAUCCCAGAGAAGCAGGAAGGCCCUGUCCAAAUCAUUGUUGCCAAGAACUACGAUGACAUUGUCUUGGAUAACACCAAGGAUGUAUUGGUUGAGUUUUAUGCACCAUGGUGUGGACAUUGCAAGGCUCUUGCUCCCAAGUAUGAUAUCCUCGCUGGCCUAUAUGUUGAUGCUGGUCUCGCCGAUAAGGUUACCAUUGCCAAAGUUGACGCCACCGCCAACGAUGUUCCAGAUGAGAUCCAAGGAUUCCCAACCCUCAAGCUCUACAAGGCUGGUGACAAGAAGAACCCAGUGACAUACAGCGGAAGCCGUAGCAUUGAGGAUCUGAUCAAGUUCAUCAAGGAGGACGGCAAGCAUGCGGCUGAGGUUACCUACGAUGAGAGCGCCGAGGCCCAGAAGCCAAUUGUCGAGUCAAUGGCUGAGCAAGCUGCGGCUGCUACCGAGGCUGCGAAGAGUGCUGGUGAAGAGGCUACGGAGGCUGUCAAGAGCGCGGCCAGUGAAGCUUCUUCGGCAGCUGCUGGUGAGGAGACUCAUGACGAGCUUUAG